Hipposideros armiger (great roundleaf bat) is the source of this 628-nucleotide messenger RNA. RefSeq names its product regulatory-associated protein of mTOR-like. The transcript is spliced from 3 exons. Gene Ontology annotation, cellular component: TORC1 complex; cytoplasm. The record is from RefSeq and is a predicted model, not a curated record. Bases 137 to 475 code for a protein of 112 amino acids. Gene Ontology annotation, molecular function: protein-macromolecule adaptor activity. Gene Ontology annotation, biological process: regulation of autophagy; TORC1 signaling; cellular response to amino acid stimulus. Lineage: Eukaryota; Metazoa; Chordata; Mammalia; Chiroptera; Hipposideridae.
CGCAGCCAGGCCCCGUGUUGUGCCCUCUGCCAGGCCGGUGCUAGUGGCCGGCAGAAGUCACUCACGCGCACCAUAUUUUGUUUUACAGAACUACACUCAGUAUAUCCCUCUGUCCAUCUAUGACCUCCAGACGUGGAUGGGCAGCCCGUCCAUAUUCGUCUACGACUGCUCCAACGCCGGCCUCAUCGUCAAGUCCUUCAAGCAGUUUGCCCUGCAGAGGGAGCAGGAGCUGGAGGUCGCUGCCAUCAACCCGAACCACCCGCUGGCGCAGAUGCCUCUGCCGCCAUCCAUGAAGAACUGCAUCCAGCUGGCGGCCUGCGAGGCCAACGAGCUGCUGCCCAUGAUCCCCGACCUCCCGGCCGACCUGUUCACGUCGUGCCUCACCACCCCCAUCAAGAUCGCCCUGCGCUGGUUUUGCAUGCAGAAAUGCGUUAGCCUGGUGCCUGGAGUCACACUGGACCUGAUAGAAAAGUGAGUACGGUGGUGAGGGCGUGGCUUCCUGGGUGGAAGGGGGCGGGGAGAUGCGUCUCGCUUUUCCCGUUUGGUUCUCAGAAGGGCUUCUGCCAGCAGGAUGCCUCCCUCCAUGUGGGUCUGCUCUUUUGAGUUUGGAUGGUUGCAUUGAUGCUCA